This is a messenger RNA of Penicillium taxi, 804 nucleotides long. Its product is annotated as putative alpha/beta hydrolase. The record is from RefSeq and is a predicted model, not a curated record. Lineage: Eukaryota; Fungi; Ascomycota; Eurotiomycetes; Eurotiales; Aspergillaceae. The transcript is spliced from 4 exons. Bases 1 to 804 code for a protein of 267 amino acids. Gene Ontology annotation, cellular component: mitochondrion.
AUGAGUAUUAGCGCAGUGACAAAAAGGACAGUGGGGAGAAUUCCACUCGCUUUUGAGCUACACAAUCCCAGAAAAGGUAUACACUUAUUGACUGAAAGUCCAAUCAUUUUCCUGCAUGGCUUCCUCGGCUCAAAACGAGAAAAUAGGCCCGAUCUACGAAAUCAUGGAGACUCAGGCCAUCAUCCAAAACAUGACUAUAUGGAGAUGGCAUUGGACAUUAAAUAUUUUAUAGAAAAGCGUCAACUUGGACAGGCCACUAUCAUUGGACACUCGAUGGGCGCAAAAGCAGCUUUAUCACUAGCUCUCCACUCGCCACAUCUGGUUAAAGAUGUAGUUGCCGUUGAUAAUUGUCCCAUAGAGCUGCCUCUGACUCCAGACUUCUUGAAAUACGUCGAAGCAAUGGAAAGCGUGAAUGAGGCCCAAGUCCGAACGCACAAAGAGGCCGAUGAAAUUCUGAAAGAUAUCGAACCAUCACCAACGAUACGACUGUGGCUACUGAGCAACUUUGUGAAAGAUAAUGAUCUUCCAUUUUUAAAAUGCAGAGUCCCUCUUGAUACCCUGCAGAUGUCGAUCGGCCCAUUGGGAGACUUUCCCUAUAAGAACGAAUCGAUCAGUUUCCCAAGACCUGUCCUCUUUCUUCGGGCAUUGCAAAGUCCAUUUAUACCUGAUACUGCUUUUCCACUUAUUAGGUCUUUCUUUCCUUGUUCUAAAGUCGUCGAUAUUGAUUGUGGCCACUGGGUUGUUCAGGAGAAGCCAGCAAUCUUUAGAGAAGGUAUGCUCCAGUAUUGGGAAACAAGACUUUAA